AUGAUCGAUUUCGCUCUUUCGACAGAGCAACAUAAGACGAGGGAGGAUGCGAGUAAAUUUGCAGACCUAGUCUUAAGGGACGCUUACGCGAGCUAUUCCAAGCACAAAAGCAAUCAUGAGCGUUUUCAAGCCACAGAGCCGAUCGUCCGCAAGGCCGCGGAGAUGGGUCUUAUCAAGAGCGCAGUUCCUGCACCACUUGGCGGGACUGGUGGGAGCUUGAUUGACGUCUGCCUCGUCGUCGAGGAGCUUUACGCGGUGGAGCCAAGCGUUGCGCUCACCAUCCUGGCCAACGCCCUUGGACUAUACCCCUUGGUUGCAGGAGGUACCGGCACGCAGCAGCAGGAGUUCCUCGCUCCUUUCCUCAACGGUCGAGAUCCUGCGUUGGCAAGCCUUGUGUAUUCAGAGCCUGCUGGAACUGCAAACUUCUUUGAACCGGGGGCGAGGGGCAUGCAGACUACGGCAACGAAGGAAGGGAAUGAGUGGAUCUUGAAUGGAGAAAAGAUCUGGGCUACGAACUGUGCUGGCUGGGACUCAAGAGGUGCGACACUUCAAUGCGUCGUCUGCAGGGAGGAAACAUCCUCAGCGAGCAGCCUGGAAGAAUCGACGAUGAUUUUGCUCGUUACUAGAGAAAUCAUUCAGCAGAAUCCAGCUGACGCCUAUACGAUUGUCAAACACCUGGACACUCCCGGCCAUACGGCAUCCUCAGGGCCUCACGUCAAGUUCGAUGGCUUACGUGUGCCUGGUUCCCACGUGCUCGCUCGUCCCGGUACAAUGGAUGCGCAUCGUCUCAUCGGAGCCGCGUUCACAAUGUCGGCCGUGAUAGUCGGUGCAAUGUCCGUAGGAAUUAUGCGCCACGCAUUCGAAACGGCCUUGAACUUCGCUAAGAGCCGGACUGCUGGAGGCACAGUCCUCUUGUUGGAGCGCCAGAGUGUUGCGGACUCGCUCAUCGACAUUAAGAUGAGCGUAGAAGCGGCGAGGUGCCUCACCUGGAAGGCUGCUCACGCUCUGGAGCAUAUGGUUAGUGCAGAAAAUGCGUACGAAGCCAAGAUCUGGUGCUCGGAAGCGGCUGUAGAAGUCGUUACCAAGGCGAUGAGGGUUGUUGGGAUUUCUUCAUAUGACGCAUCCUGUCCCUUGGCACGAAUGCUUUCCGAUGCACUAGCACUUCCCAUCUUUGAUGGCGGAAACGUUGGUAUCCGUCGCAGGCAGUUGCAGAAGCUGUUCCUAGCAGACGACUAUGACCCUUGGCAGGCUGGAUUCGGGAAAGCAUGA
Coniosporium apollinis CBS 100218 is the source of this 1269-nucleotide messenger RNA. RefSeq lists its product as uncharacterized. Gene Ontology annotation, molecular function: flavin adenine dinucleotide binding. The record is from RefSeq and is a predicted model, not a curated record. Lineage: Eukaryota; Fungi; Ascomycota; Dothideomycetes. The transcript has 3 exons. Gene Ontology annotation, biological process: butyrate catabolic process; fatty acid beta-oxidation using acyl-CoA dehydrogenase. Bases 1 to 1269 code for a protein of 422 amino acids.